AUGUCGAUGAUAGAGCUAUACGUUGAGUUUGAACAGCAUACAGGGAUAGACGUAGUUGGCGAGGAGGUCAAUGUUAAUGAGCUCGGAGAUAUAGAUUGGAAAAAAGAUAACAACGAUAGUGAAGAGGAUUUAGAAGCCAACUAUAAAGUCGAUGAUGAAAACAAUGACGGAGACCUGGAAAGUGAAGGCAAUGUUGCGGCGAAAGAUGGUGAGUUUAGUGUUGGAAUGGAAUUUGAUUUUAGAGAGUCGGUGAUAUUUGCAAUCAAAAGCUACACUAUCUCUAGAGGAGUUGAUUACACUGUGUAUGAGUCUGAGCCACAGACAUUCUAUGCAAAAUACAAUGGUUAUGGUGCAGGGUGCGAUUGGCUUAUCCGAGCUAGCUUGAUUCGAAAGAAAGGUUAUUGGGAGAUCAAGAGAUACAAUGGCAUACACACGUGUACCAUGGGGACAAUUUCACAAUAUCAUGCAAAGUUGGACUCAGGCACAAUUACUGAUGCUAUUAGGCCGUUGGUUGAAGCAGACCCAUCGAUAAAGGUGAAGUCUAUUAUUGCAGAAGUUCAAUCCAAGUUCAACUACACUACAAGUUAUCGCAAGGCUUGGUUGACAAAGAAAAAAUCUAUCGCAAAAGUUUAUGGUGAUUGGAAAGUUUCUUACCAAACUCUACCAGUAUGGUUGAAAGCAAUGAUUGCAAAGAUGCCAAGGUCUCGUGUUCAAAUAAAAAUGCUUCGCGUUUACCGUGAAAAUGAGGAGGUUCAAGGUGUUGAUGGGACACACCUAUAUAGAAAAUAUAAAGGUGCACUUUUAGUUGCGGUUGCACAAGAUAGGAACAUAAACAUUGUGCCUAUUGCAUUUGCGAUAAUCGAAGGUUAUUCUAGGACAGAACAGAAGUACAACAAAAACAACCAAAGGGUUAAAGAGCGGGCUUAG
Arachis duranensis is the source of this 927-nucleotide messenger RNA. RefSeq lists its product as uncharacterized. The transcript is spliced from 4 exons. Bases 1 to 927 code for a protein of 308 amino acids. Lineage: Eukaryota; Viridiplantae; Streptophyta; Magnoliopsida; Fabales; Fabaceae. The record is from RefSeq and is a predicted model, not a curated record.